AUGUCGGCCGUUAAAUCUAGAUCUUUUUUAAACCGAUUUCCUGUUUUCUAUCAGAAAUUUUACAAAGAAUGGAGAUGGGGUCCCCAAGCUCCUGUCCAUUACGUACCCGAGGAAGGAAAAUGGAAACGAAAUCCUGAAACGGGAGAAGUGAAAGUUAUUCAAAAUAAACCAAUACCACUUACCUAUCCAAAAGAAUUUGAGGAUGGCUUGUGGGGAGGUGAAGCAUUAGUUCGUGGAUUCCAGAAAAGGAACCCCCUUCGGAGAAGGGCACCACAUUUUUGGUUUCCAUCUCUCAUCAAAUCAGUCCUUUACAGUGAAAUACUGGACAAGCACAUGGAAAUAACAGUUACUCCUAGAACACUUCGUCUUGUUGACCAACAUUAUGGCUUCGACAGUUACAUACUAGAAACACCUGCUCAAGAUUUGAAGUCUAACCUAGGGGUCAAAUUGAAGAGAUCAUUAUUACUUGCACUGGCCAAAAAAGAUUUUUUGCCAAAUAAUGCUGCUAAGAGGGGAGAGUUGUUACAAAAAUAUCAGAAGCACAUUAUACCCAUAGAGGAAGCAGAAUGGUAUGGACUUACAAUACAAGAAGCACUUGAAAAGUUGGGUGAAUCAGAACAACGAGAAGUCAAGGCACAAGCUGUAAAACAACCUUUGAAAAUAAAAUUUAGAGAAGAGUUCAUUCAACAACUGAAAGCAGAACAAGAAGAAAAAUCAACUCCUCCUACUCCCAAGUCUUCUUGGAAUCCUUUCAAAUUUAACAAAUCAGUGUAAUUGCCAGAUUUAGUAUACACAGUCUUCGUUAAUGAAA
This is a messenger RNA of Daphnia pulicaria, 811 nucleotides long. It is a transcript of the gene mRpL28, whose product is annotated as 39S ribosomal protein L28, mitochondrial-like. The record is from RefSeq and is a predicted model, not a curated record. Lineage: Eukaryota; Metazoa; Arthropoda; Branchiopoda; Diplostraca; Daphniidae. The coding region runs from base 1 to 774 and encodes 257 amino acids. The transcript is spliced from 3 exons. Gene Ontology annotation, molecular function: structural constituent of ribosome. Gene Ontology annotation, cellular component: mitochondrial large ribosomal subunit.